AUGAAGCUUUCCCCAGCUGUUCUAGCCGGGUCCCUGGCGACCAGACAAGAGAUCGACUACAACUCGGCUCCGCCAAACUUGUCGACCCUUGCCAACUCAAGCCUCUUUGAGACAUGGCGGCCGAAAGCCCACGUUCUCCCGCCUUCUGGGCAGAUCGGUGAUCCUUGUAUGCACUACACGGACCCGAAUACGGGACUCUUCCACGUCGGCUUUUUACAUGACGGCAAUGGUGCCUCCGGCGCAACGACCGACGAUCUUGUUACUUACAAGGACAUCAACGCAAACGGAGCACAAUUCAUUGUGCCGGGCGGGAAGAAUGAUCCCAUCGCGGUAUUCGAUGGAUCAGUUAUCCCGAGCGGUAUCAACGGCGCACCAACCCUCCUCUAUACAUCUGUCUCUUACCUGCCAAUUCAGUGGACAAUUGCGUAUACCAGAGGAAGCGAAACGCAAUCCCUAGCUGUAUCAACAGACGGUGGACGCAACUUCACUAAGCUCGAGCAGGGUCCGGUCAUCCCAUCCCCUCCCUUCGCAGUCAACGUGACGGGCUUCCGCGACCCCUUCGUAUUCCAGAACAGCAAGCUUGACGCCCAGCUUAAGAGUGCCCCUGGUACAUGGUACACUGUCAUCUCCGGUGGUGUCCACGGCGAAGGACCUAGCCAGUUCCUCUACCGCCAACACGACGCCGACUUCCAAUACUGGGAGGAAUUGGGCCAAUGGUGGCAUGAACCUGCCAACUCAACCUGGGGCAACGGUGACUGGGCCGGUCGAUGGGGAUACAACUUCGAAGUCGCCAACGUUUUCGGCUUAGACGAACAAGGAUACAAUGAAGAAGGUGAUAUCUUCACGACUUUGGGCGCGGAGUGGUCAUUGGACCCCAUCGUGCCCCAAGUCUCCGACUUCCGCGAGAUGUUGUGGGCCGCCGGAAGCAUCUCUCCCUCCUGCGGCGGCAAGAAAGUCAAGUUCACACCUAACAUGGCCGGCAAACUCGAGUGGGGACACUCCGCCUACGCCGCCGCCGGGAAAGUGCUUCCCGCCAGCUCCCAAGCCUCGCAGAAGAGCGGCGCCCCCGAUCGCUUCAUCUCCUACAUCUGGCUGACCGGCGACUACUACGGCACCAUCGAUUUCCCGACGAAUCAGCAGAAUUGGUCGGGCGCGCUCUUGCUCCCGCGCGAGUUGAGCAUUGGCAAGAUCGACAACGUCUUCGACAACGAACUUGCGCGUGAGACGGGAUCGUGGCGCGUCAAGAGCAAUCACUCCGGUAUCUUGACGUUGGAGACUCUCAAGCAGGAGAUUUCGCGCGAGGCACUUGCUAAGCUUACCAGCGGCACUUCGUUCACCGAGCCCGGCCGGACGCUCAGCGCACCAGGCGCUACCACUUUCCAGACCGUGCCGGAGAGCAAAUUCCACGUUAUCACCGCGACCCUUUCUUUCCCCCAGGCAAGCCGAGGUAGCGACCUGAAGGCCGGUUUCCAGAUCUUGUCGUCUGAGCACGAGAGCACGACGAUCUACUACCAGUUCUCCAACGAAACCGUCAUGAUCGACCGCUCGAAUACUAGCGCCGCAGCGCUCACUACGGAUGGUAUCGACUCUCGCAACGAGUAUGGUCGAUUGCGGUUAUUCGACAUCGUUGAGGGGGAACACAAGAAGGUCGAGACUUUGAACUUGACUAUCGUGGUAGACAGCUCCGUAGUUGAGGUUCACGCCAAUGGCCGAUUCGCCAUUAGCACCUGGGCACGAUCGUGGUAUGAAUCCUCGAGAGAAAUCCGAUUUUUCCAGGACGGCAGUGGGGAGGUAACGUUCAGCAAUGUGACGGUGUACGAAGGGCUCUACGAUGCUUGGCCGGAGCGGAGCUAA
Molecule: messenger RNA, 1854 nt
Organism: Annulohypoxylon maeteangense
Lineage: Eukaryota; Fungi; Ascomycota; Sordariomycetes; Xylariales; Hypoxylaceae
Product: glycoside hydrolase family 32 protein
Exons: 2
Coding region: 1-1854 (617 amino acids)
Biological process (GO): sucrose catabolic process
Molecular function (GO): sucrose alpha-glucosidase activity
Source: RefSeq, a predicted model, not a curated record